ACGGGGUAUCCUUGAAUCGAAGAGAGCAGCUACUCCGAAGCUGUGCCUCGACCAAUUCGACAACUAAAUCGACUCUAUUAUACCAUAACGAUUUCCUCCGAACCGGUCUACUCCUUUCACUCUUCGAUUCUUAAAAAAAAUGGCUACGGUCGCUGCCAGCAUCUACCCCCCUUUGGAGAAUCGCCCUCUCAAGGGCACCGUUGUCCUUUUCGAUGUUGAUAAAACUCUAUCACCAGCUCGGGGUAGCGCCUCAACCGAAAUGCUAACGCUACUCUCACAACUUCGUCACAGAUGCGCAAUAGGCUAUGUGGGCGGGUCAGACUUUUCAAAACAACAAGAGCAACUUGGCUCUUCCACCGUGCCCGUCACGUCGCUUUUCGAUUACUGCUUCUCGGAGAACGGGCUCAAUGCAUUUCGUCUAGGUAAACCCCUAGCCAGCACCAGCUUUAUUCAGUGGCUUGGAGAGGAAAAAUACCAGAAUAUGGUCAAUUUUCUUUUGAAAUACCUGUCCGAGGUUAGAUUGCCGAAGAAAAGGGGUACUUUCAUCGAGUUCCGUAAUGGGAUGAUUAACGUCAGUCCCAUUGGAAGGAACGCUACUGUUGAGGAGAGGAACGAAUUCGAAGAAUAUGAUAAAGUCCACAAUAUAAGGAGUACUCUUGUGAAAGCUCUCAGAAAAGAAUUCCCGGAGUACGGUUUGACGUACUCCAUCGGUGGACAAAUCUCAUUUGACGUCUUCCCCACCGGAUGGGACAAAACGUAUUGUCUCCGACACAUCGAGGCAGAGAAGGAGAUCAGCGGAGUCGAAUAUAAAGACAUUCACUUCUUUGGCGACAAGUGCUUCCCCGGCGGGAACGAUUACGAGAUUUACAGUGACCCUAGGACGAUCGGCCACUCUGUUACCGACCCCGAUGAUACAAUCAAGCAGCUGAAGGAAUUAUUCCAUCUAUGAAUAACAGAGCUGAGGUGACGACUUACUGUUAGACUUCUAUGUCGGGAUGACAGCGAUAGACUCGCGAAAAGCAUGACAACUGUUUACCA
Messenger RNA from Talaromyces stipitatus ATCC 10500, 1038 nucleotides. Its product is annotated as phosphomannomutase (Sec53), putative. Gene Ontology annotation, cellular component: cytosol. The transcript has 5 exons. NCBI's taxonomy places the organism in Eukaryota, Fungi, Ascomycota, Eurotiomycetes, Eurotiales, Trichocomaceae. Gene Ontology annotation, molecular function: phosphomannomutase activity. The record is from RefSeq and is a predicted model, not a curated record. Gene Ontology annotation, biological process: protein N-linked glycosylation; GDP-mannose biosynthetic process; mannose metabolic process. The coding region runs from base 140 to 949 and encodes 269 amino acids.